Molecule: messenger RNA, 538 nt
Organism: Ylistrum balloti
Lineage: Eukaryota; Metazoa; Mollusca; Bivalvia; Pectinida; Pectinidae
Product: NADH dehydrogenase [ubiquinone] iron-sulfur protein 6, mitochondrial-like
Exons: 4
Coding region: 1-465 (154 amino acids)
Biological process (GO): mitochondrial electron transport, NADH to ubiquinone
Source: RefSeq, a predicted model, not a curated record
AUGGCUUCCUUAGCAAGGACACCGCGACUUCUGCAUGGAAUGAAGAAAGCGAUUGCUUCACCUGCACAGUUUUCGGUUACCUCUCGAACUCUGAAGGACCACAGAAAAGACCAAGGCCCUAAUACAGACGUGAUAACACAUACAGGACAGAACUGGGAUCAAGAGGAUCACAGAAGAAUACGCUUCCAUGGAAAAGACAAACUGGUAAACAAGACCUUUGCCCAGGAUUUAGUAGCUGCUGAACCAGUGGUAGUGGUCAAUGAUAGGCAGGUGAUGAGCAAUAGUGGUGGUGCUUUAGGCCAUCCAAGGGUCUACAUUAACCUGGAUGCUGAUAAAGUGUCAGUUUGUGGAUACUCUGGGCGGAAGUUUAUACAAAAGAAAUAUUAUGAUGCUCAGAAGCAUGGAGCCAGUAUUACUUAUGAUGAUUACAUGAAAGAAAUCACAGCUCCUGACUUUUGUGGAUAGUUUAUUAUAUUUAAACCAUUAUGAUUUUGUAAAUGUUGGUGAUAUUUUGUGAAUAAAUGAAACACAUAACUAA